AUGACACCAGGCAAAGCCGUUAGAGCCUCCGCUUCUUUCUCUGAAGCCACAAAGAUCGAGCAGCUGAGCUCUCACGCAUACCAAGUCAACCUGAGCAAAGCCUUCUGUGUUGGUGCAGUCCCCAAUGGCGGUUACACGUCUGCAUGUAUGCUCGCAGCAGCGAAGAUUCAUCUUGGCUUGCGUGGCCAGCCCGAUGCCCUGACUGCACAUUUCGAGUUUCCAAACCGAGCGUCAACUGGGCCUGCCAUUCUCAUAAUCGAGGAUGUCAAGCUUGGUCAGCAAAUCUCCACCCUCCAACUAACUCUCUGGCAGGGUGGACUCCUCUCUCAAGCGCCAUGGAUCGACCAUUUCGUUUCACGACGGCGGGUGCUUGCCUACACCACUCAUACAAAUCUGCGCUCAUUCUCUGGCAUGUCAAUGCCCACAGGCUAUGAAGUAACGCCAGCUGCUAAACUCCCAUCCGUAUCUGAUUUCGAGGCUCUGAAGACCAAUGGCGCCGACAAAGUUUGGGAAAAGUCGAAACUUCCGAAAGCAUACGCGACUAUGAUGCCAUCGCUGGCCCACUGGCAUUUUUAUGUUCCUCGUAACGAACCGUUGAGCCCCGGAGUGCUGGAUAUGUGGAUCCGGCUGGCUAGCAGUGAACGCAUCACACAGAGCACACUAGCAUACGUGGUAGAUUCAUUCCCGCACAAUAUGCACAAUUUCUUGGCGGCCCCGGCACUGCGUGAGCUUCUGAAUGCGCCUCCUGACCGGUCAGGUGAUUCCGAUGUGAAGGAGAUCCGAGAAAAAGAUCAGCAGCGAGCUGAGAUGUGGUUUCCGACUGUGGUAAUGAAUAUGGAGGUGAAGACCGCUCUUCCGGACGAUGGAAUUGAGUGGUUGGCUGUUCGAGUGUUGUCGAAGCAAAUCAAAGAUGGAAAGUUCGAUCUCGAAGUCCUUGUGCGAGAUCCUGAUGGGGCAAUUAUUGCAUUGAGUCACCAUGUGGGGAUGAUUCUUAACAUUGUGCAGAGCACUGGGAAGAAGGGACUGUCUAAAGCUUCCUUGUAG
Molecule: messenger RNA, 1044 nt
Organism: Penicillium angulare
Lineage: Eukaryota; Fungi; Ascomycota; Eurotiomycetes; Eurotiales; Aspergillaceae
Product: thioesterase family protein
Exons: 2
Coding region: 1-1044 (347 amino acids)
Source: RefSeq, a predicted model, not a curated record